AUGCAGCGCUUCUUUUUUAAUCGAAACUACAUUUCCCAUAAGGACGAGUUAAACAUGACGACUCCGGGGGGAAAUAUCCCGGAAAUUGGGAAAUCAAAACAGAAGAACAUGGCUAAGAUGUCUUUUAAAUGCAUCGAAUGUAACGAGGAGGCUUCGGAAUUAUACCGAGAUUACAGGAACGGAAUAGUCAAGAUAACGAUCUGUCGAUCAUGUGCAAAACCUGUGGACAAGUACAUCGAAUACGAUCCUGUCAUCAUUCUCAUAGACGCCAUCUUGUGUAAAAUCCAGGCCUUCCGACACAUUCUGUUCAACACACAGAUCAAUAUGCACUGGAAGUUGUGUGUUUUCUGCCUAUUGUGCGAGGCAUAUCUCAGAUGGUCUCGGCUCCAGAGUUCAGAGGUCACUGGUGAUCCUGCUGACAUCAUCAGAUACACGAAAGAAUGGGACUUUUAUGGGAUGUUUGCUCUGUCUUUUCUAGAGCUGGGUGUGUACUGCGCAGGAGUCUUAGCGGUGUUAUGGUUCGCCCAGAAGCUCUACGGCGGCUCGGUGAAAACGUCGGAUCUGCUGAAGGCUCUGCUGCUGUCCUGCUACGGCAAAGUGCUGCUGAUUCCCGCGGUGAUCUGGGAGCACGAUUACUCUCCGCUCUGCUUCACACUCAUCCGCGUGUUUGUGCUCACGUCUAACACACAGGCAGUACGGGUGAUUCUGAACUGCCGCAGACGUCUCUCCAUCUUCGCCGUGUGCGUGGGCCUGCUUUUAGAGACGUGCGCCUCUCACGCUUUACACAAGCUGCGGACGAGCACACACACACUCCUGCCGGAGCUCUACACGUAGAAACACAGACGCUUUCAUUAGACCUGUUACAUCACAGCAGCUGCUCUUCCUCUCGUACAGGCUCAUGAUUGUGCCGGACACAAUAGAAACCUGUUAGGGACGUUAAAAAGAUUCUACUUGAGGAAGGAAGAGAAGAGCUUGGGUCGUCCCAGGAAUCCCCUGCGUGUUUACACACAUUCUUGAGGUGGUUUGUGAAAUCUUUGAUAAUUAGCCUCACUGAAGGAGAGAGAUGAUUAUAACAACUGCUGAUUGUGUGGGGUGACAUCACGGACAUAUACACUCACAUGACUGAAUACCUGAUGUUCUGAUUGUGAUUUCUGUGUUAAAUAAAAGCUGUAAAGGUAUGUUUAGUACAGUGUGA
Messenger RNA from Clarias gariepinus (North African catfish), 1195 nucleotides. RefSeq names its product ARV1 homolog, fatty acid homeostasis modulator (gene arv1). The transcript has 5 exons. Bases 1 to 834 code for a protein of 277 amino acids. Gene Ontology annotation, biological process: intracellular sterol transport; regulation of plasma membrane sterol distribution; sphingolipid metabolic process. Gene Ontology annotation, cellular component: Golgi apparatus; cortical endoplasmic reticulum. The record is from RefSeq and is a predicted model, not a curated record. NCBI's taxonomy places the organism in Eukaryota, Metazoa, Chordata, Actinopteri, Siluriformes, Clariidae.